GUCUCGGGGACGCGCCAUUAAUACAUCCAUGGGACGCGCUGGGAACCAGCUGAAGCUGAGACGCGUCAGCGGCGCAGUUUCCAACCUCAAAGGCAAGAUGCACAACUGGCAGGAGAACGAGAUCAAGGAGCUACUGAGCAUCCGCGGCUCCGAGGCGAUCCGCUCCCAGAUCACCGGCACCGUGAAGGACUCGGUGGUGUACAGCCGCGUCACGGCGCUGCUGGCGGAGCGCGGCGUGUUCAGGUCGCACAUGCAGGUGAUCAGCAAGCUGAAGGCGCUGCGGAAACAGUACACCAAGUUCCAGCAGCAGAGCCUGCACAGCCGCGGCGGCGGCCGCGUGCACUGGCUCUUCUUCGAGCUCUGCCACCGGGCGUUCUCCCCCGGGGGGGCGCAGGGGGGCCGGCGGAGGAGCCCCGCUCCAACCGCCGCCACGCCGGAGCUCACGGCGGAGCUCACGCCGCCCCCGGCCCCGGUGGCAGACUCCCCCGCCGGGGGACAGGAGAUGGAGGUCCGGGAGGUGGAGGUCCGACUCUGGGAGGAUGAGGAGGAGGAGGAGAUCAGCAAACACAUCAGCACACAUCUGGGACCCGUGGAGGAUGAGGAGGAGGAGCAGGACAGAGGGGAGAGGAUGCCCUCCAUCAAUGCCACAUACAGCGUCCCAACGAAGAAGCGGAAAACGACAGUGAUGGAGCAAGUCUCGACUCUGGUGUCGGCGACGGUGGCCCAGCUCCGAGAGAUGGACGCGGCCAUGCAGGCGCAGGAGGACGCGCGUCUGCAGAGGCUCAUGAAGCACGAGAGGGAAAUGCAGAACAAUCUGAUCAGCGAGCUCAUGGUCAUGAACGAAAGGAUCAGUCGAGAAAACCACGAGAGGAACCUUGAACUCGUGGACAGAAUACUGUCCAGGUUUCCUUCGCCGUCGGCCUCCUUGGACCACUGACUGACUGGAUUAUUCAUUUGUGGAACACUUUUGACUUUGUCCCCUUCCAGCUGACUAGUGCCUCAGCCCACGUCUGGUUUUAUUUCCACUGUAUAUAUCAGUGUGGGGAGGAUAUUUCACUGAUACUUGCCUUUGAACCUCAAUUCUGCUCACUUGUAGCUAGUACUGAUCCAGGUUGAAACCCAGGUCAUCGUCAAACCACUCCUGCUCUGAUUUUUUUCUGUCCACGCUGUAGUUAAUCAUGCAACGGCUGUAAACUGGUAGCGGUGCUAAAACAGAGGAACACUAGCAGUCAGCAGAAAGUAACUGCAGCACUAAAUGUCUCACCUGCCACUCUACUUCUGACAAGAAGUUGUUUUUGUAAUACAGUUUAGGCGUCUGUUACACUAGAGCUGUUAGAAAACAAUCCCCUCUGACUAGGGAUGGGCGGUAUGGACUAAAAAAUGUAUCACGAUCAUUUCUAGCAUUUAUCCCGAUAAAGAUAAAAAUGACGAUUAAAAAAAAAAAAAAAAAACCAAUUCAACUCCACCUUUUUAACUAUAAAUCUAUCACCACAUUCAGUCUUUGGAGCCCCCAAAACAAGUUUUCUUAGCUUAUAAAAUCACAAAGUAGAAAAAAUACAACUUGAUCAAUAAAGAAACAGGAAAAAUAAAUAAAAGUUCACUGAAAAUAAAAUCCAAUCAGUGAUGACCUCUUCUAAUAUAAAUAAAAUGUGCAAAUUAACCUGUGGUUGGAACAUGCCACAAAUUAGAUACUAUUGCAAUUUUUUUUCCUAAUAGUCAAACGUUAUAUCAAAAUGUAACAACCAUUUCCUUCUGUUUCUGCAAACUCUGCAUAAAAUAGAUGUUGUUUGCUCCUCGUCACUCUUUUUUAAUCCAAACCAGUUCCAGAUAACGGAGCUGGAGUCUCGUUUAACAAUGAGCUCCUCGCUCUCAGAUCCGCUUUCCGCCAUGUUUGUUACACAAAAACAUCAUCAAUGGGAAUUUAUCGUUUUUACCGCGAGAUGACAAAUUCUUACCGUGGGGAAUUUUUUUGACGGUAUAUCGUGAACGGUAAAAUAUCGCCCAUUCCUAGCUCUGAGUAUAAUUCAUAUUUAACCUGAAAUAACUUAAUUUCUGAUUAUAUCUCCUGAGGUCUUCAUUUACCUCCUAACAGCAGCCCACCAAUACAACCACAUUUCUCCCACAACCCACCUCGCUCCUCUGUGCGAGGCGUGCUAGAUGUGCAGAUGUUACAACUUCUUACAAACACCGUUUACAUUUGUUUCCCAUAAAAAAAACAUUCAAAAAAUGAGAGAUGUUACUGUUCUGAUGCCUGAACUGUCAUUAUCGGCCGACGGUAUGUACAGUUCUGAUACCAGCGUUCAGUAUGGUGGGGUUUUUUUUACCACUGCUCCAGUUGUUCUAUUACGCCAGGGGUUGUCUCGUUCCAGUCCUCGAGCACCACCGUCCUGGAUGUCUUAGGCCGCGUUCAGACUGCAGGCAAAUCUGAUUCAUAUCUGAUUCCUUCUCAUAUCCGAUUUUCAGGGCUGACUGUCCACACUGUUUUUAGCAAGUGUCCAAAUUGCAUCUGGCUCUGUUCAGACUGGGCCACAUCAUUGACUGAUCUGUUGGGUUGCCGUAGCAACGACGUCGGAGCGGAGGCGUCACCCAGCGCGUGUAUUGUGUGAAGUCAUGUAAUUGCGACAACAAUAACAAGAUGGAGCCAGCUCCCGACAGAUUAAUGAGGCAUUUCGUUUCUUCCUCUGUCCAAGGACUGCUGUUUUCGGCAUCUUCCGACUGCUCCAUACCUGUAAUGUAGCUUCACAACUGGAAAUGGGCGGGUGGUUUGGCGCACGGGUCUGGUCUGGCGUCGCGUAGAGUGACGUCACGGACAGUCAAAACCGAUCUGAGUGUUUGGAGCUGUUCAGACUGAGACGCAUCUGCCCAAAUGCGAUAUGAAACUACCUCCCGGAGGUGGUUUCGAUCUGGUUUGCAAAAAUCGGAUCUCAUGCGGUUUGGGAGUGGUCAGACUUCAAAAGAGUCAUCCAGUUUCAAUCUGGAUGGGCUUAGAAUCGGAUAUUGGCUGGCAGUCUGAACGCGGCCUUACAUGUUUCCCUGGACUCUGUUGGGUCACCAUCCGCUCGUGAUCGAGUUCUGCACAAGUGUGUCGACGGUACAUCAGUCUCAGUCAGGUGUGAUGAAGCAGAGAAACGACUGAAGGCCGGGACACACCAACCUGAUAAUCAGCCGUCACUGACUCGAGUCGGGUUGGUGUGUCCCAUGCAGUCGUCCCUCGGCAUCUGCGAUUCGAAGAAUCAGCCAUGAGCCGUCGGCCUCUAUGACCAAUCUGGUUGGUGGAGUGGUAGACCUUGACUAGCGAAUCAGAGUUAAGCGGGAAUUAUGAUGUUAAACAUACUAGCUAAACGGCAAUGGGACAGACGCUACACUACAGUCCAUCAGGGCAUCGGUUUGGAUUUGGAUUGUGUUUGAUUGUAUUAUAUUUUCAUUAUUAGGCAUCGUAUUUACGAUCCUUCUUCUAUCAGAAGUGAAAACACUGACUGACAGCAGACUCAGUUCAGAACUCUAGAGUAGAGCAAUCUGUCAUUUCUAGUGGUUCUUUUCUUUCUGGAUGACAUCACAAAUUAGUGCCGCCUGCAGUUAUGGGGGCGCAUUACGCCUCACGCAGAACGUACGCUCCAGUCGGCGUCAGGUUGGUGUGUCCCGGCCCUAAAGCGUGCACGGACAGCGGCUCUCGAGGGCCACAAAUGGACACCCCUGUUAGAAUAGAAUACUUUUAUUGUCAUUAUACACGGGUACAGUGAGAUUAAAGCCAUGUUUACACAUAGCCGGGUAUUUACAAAAACGGAUAUUUCCCCCUCUACGUUUUGAAAAAUUCCAUCGUUUACACCAGAUUGUUUUCAAAAUCUCUUCAUUUACACGAACCCGCAUAAAUAGCUGUUAAGGGUACUAUGAGCAGCCAAACCUACAGGGGGCAGUGUAACGAGAAGCAUAAAGUCAUGCUAGCCAAUCAGAAUCCUGGAAAAAAACGUCAACAAAUGACACGUGUGAAGUCUAAUUUAUGGUUCGGCGUUAAAUCGACGGCGUAGCCUACGUACGGUGCGCGUCGCCGCGUACCCUACGCCGUAGGCUCUGCGUUGGUGUAACGCGGAACCAUGAAUCAGCUUUGACUGCCAGUUAGUUCCAAGAUGGAACGAGAGUCUUUCGUUUGGAGUGACAGAGAAGUGGAGUUACUUUUAAGUGGUACUUUAGAAUAUAAAACAGGUAAAAUACAAGAAAAUAUUGAAAAUAUUGGCCAAACAAAUUGUAAACACAGGUGGCACUCAUGACGCUGGUGACGUUUCUGUUGCAUAAUGUGACGUUCUGAAGCCUAAAUCUCCGUUUCCCUCCGUUUACAAGCAAACGUGAAAACAGAGUUUUUGAAAAUCUCCACUUUGGCCGGAGUUUUCAGAAAUCGUUUUUGGUGACUUUGAGCUUUGUUUUCGUGUAAACGAACGGCCAAAACGCAUGAAAACGCCACAGUUUUUGCUCCGUGUAAACGGGGCCUAAGAGGCAGUGGAAUGCAGCGUUUUCAUCGCCCGACAGCAGCUGGUCAUCCAGGACGAUGAAUUCUACAGUUCAGUUCGUCAUUGUUGUGGCUUCAGUCUGGAAACAUGCAUGAUGCCGCUUUCCUGGUCUGAACUUCUAGUUUCAGAAACACGAUGUUGUGACUUGAUUUGAUUUGACCCAAACAAAGAAAAAACCUACAAGUCAAUGAGGCGCUGAUUUACCAGUAACAUUUGACGCGUCUCCUUGGGCAGCAUGUCAGCUGAAUGAAUGAUUGUCCAUAAACAUCCUCUGUGAUGCUCAAAAAGGGUAUUUAUUUCUACACAAGCUCCUUUCUAUACAGCGAAGCGAACUGCAUGCACUUAUGAAGCUUUACCAGAUGGUUUAGUUCAGUCCAGCAGCUUCUCGGUGCUGCUUCACUACCUGGGAAUGUCCAUGACACGAAUCGGUGCCUCGAUGUUCAGAGCAACCAAGAAGAGUCUGCUUUCUGUUGAUUUGAUUACAUAAUAUUGGACGGCAUGUGCACGUAAAUGCUCGCUCAUACCCUUAUUUUUGCCAAUACUUCUCUGCUGGUAUUGGUAUCAAAACGACUCAACACAAAAUCAGGGCCAAAUGUCUCUCAACUGAAAUCAUUUCAAGAGUGAACUUUACCACCAGACGUGACUCUGAACUCCAGCUGUUUUAGGGCCGAUGUUAAAUGUUACUCGGCUGUUUUUUAAUUUCUAACUAAAAAUGGUAUGAAAAGAACAUUUUACUUUUUAAAACCUGAAGGUUUUUUCUGGAAACAUGGACUGCCUCUGCAAACAGAAGCUGCAAACUUUCCAGACAUUAUUAAAAUUAUUCAUCUCAUCUCAGGCCUGAAAAGUUCACACACGUUACAUCUGAGCUGAAUGAGUGAAAACAGAAAUUUCCCAACAGCCUUUGACUUUACUCAGUUACAAUAUUUGAUGAUUAGUUGGGUGGGAUCUGUGUCAUCUCAGGAGUGUAAACAGUACAAGGAUGCCCAGAUGUUUUAAGAGCUGAAAGAUCUUCUAAAUGAGCAAAGGUGCACCCUUAUGCACAAAAGUAUUACACUCUGCCGAUUCCACACACAAACGGCUCAGUGGCGAGAGUUUGAUGGGCACUUAGUCUGACGUCUUCUUUUCUUUUGAGGCUUUUAUCAAACAAUGGAAAAUCAUCUUAAGUCUUACGGUGCUUCUGGGAAAGAGAGCGGAUCUGUAUGAGAUGAAGCUGAAACUCUAACAUGCUGUUUUAUAGAAAAAAGAGAGGUGUGUUUGAGACAUGGACUCGUACCCGUUCAGUCGAGCAUGUCGAUGCAAAUGAAUCUUCUCAGAAACGAGUGGCUGGUACAAUAUCGGGUGUUACAUUUCGUUGAAGGGCCUUGCUCAUAAGCUUUUGUUCUUUCAAGCCAAGAUUGCUAAUGUGUGACGUUAACACUGACUGACGGUUGUAGGUGGUUGUGCUUUUUACUUUUUCUUUCUCUUUUUAAUGUCAAACACUAGUGCCACAUGUUAAGCAGCAGGACUGCAGAGCGACAGAGGAAACUCCACUGGGACACACAGAUGUAACCCCGUAGUCUGUAGUGUAGUCCACCUCAUCGGGAAGAAAAUAAAAUAAACACACCGUGAUAUCAUUUUAAAACUUUUAUUAGAGAUGCAAAAUGUUUCAACCAAAAAACCUGCAGCAGAAGAAUCCACAUCUGCCUCUUGGUGUGUUGCUUGGUGUCAUUCUUGGCUGACACGAAAUUCCCGGUUGCGUUUCCCAUUGCCAGCAAUCCGGGAGAAAACGUGUCAUUGAGGAAAAACACCUUUUUAAUCAGACAGAAAAAGCCCAAUACAUCCUUUUAAGGAAGCUGUUACAACACUGAAUUGCCUCACUGGUGUUUUUUUUGUUUUUUUUUCCACUUCUAACAUUGAUUUUAAUAGAAACGUGAGUGCAGGUGUAUCAGGACGGCCGUGUAGCUCUUAUCAAUCCUGGUGUGGUACGUUGGAAAAGCUGGACAGGUUUUUGUUCGACUGAGUGGCUUGGUCAGCUUUUUCGUUUAUAUCAUUUUAUUUAAUUCUUUUUAUUGUAAUCAACUUUUUUUGUUUUGUUUUUUUGUAUACUACUACUACAAGUGUUUUACUGUUUUAGGUCUGAGUUUUUCUGUUUUUCUUUACGGAAUAAAAACCUUUUAAACCGAAACAA
Molecule: messenger RNA, 6669 nt
Organism: Cololabis saira (Pacific saury)
Lineage: Eukaryota; Metazoa; Chordata; Actinopteri; Beloniformes; Belonidae
Exons: 2
Coding region: 29-937 (302 amino acids)
Source: RefSeq, a predicted model, not a curated record